This is a messenger RNA of Hemibagrus wyckioides, 2061 nucleotides long. RefSeq names its product probable G-protein coupled receptor 141. The transcript has 2 exons. Gene Ontology annotation, molecular function: G protein-coupled receptor activity; oxysterol binding. Gene Ontology annotation, biological process: G protein-coupled receptor signaling pathway. The record is from RefSeq and is a predicted model, not a curated record. The coding region runs from base 311 to 1207 and encodes 298 amino acids. NCBI's taxonomy places the organism in Eukaryota, Metazoa, Chordata, Actinopteri, Siluriformes, Bagridae. Gene Ontology annotation, cellular component: membrane.
ACAAACCAAAUUCUAUGUGCAGUAUAUCCUUAUGUUAGGUCACCAACACUGGAUGUACGUAGUCUGUCUUCACGUUUGUUUGUGAUGAGCGUACCUCUGAUAAACUGACGCUUCUCUUCCUUUAUGGUUUCUGUAUAGUCUCUACACUUUAUUUACUCAGUUGGUAAAGGGUACCUUUUUUUCAAUGUCAGAACUUUUUCCCCGUUAAAUGCCAUUGUUAAUCUUUAAUCUCAUUGACUGCACUUCCUCAAGUGUGUGAGGGGUGGUUUGUGUCAGGAAGGCAGAGUGGCCACAUCCUGACUGAUGUUUUAUGCUCAGUGAGCUGGACUCUCUUUCAAGUAUGGAUGGCAACAGCACAACUGCUCUACCGAUUGAAUACAGGAUCAGCCUGGUGGUUCUCUACGUGCUUGUCUUUAUUGGUGGGAUCAUCGGGGCGAUCAUAAUAAGCACCACCAUUAUGUCCAACAUGUUGUCUGUCACCACAGUGUCAGUGAUCAAUCUGCUGGUGGUGCACAUGAUCUUCCUGCUCACGUUGCCCUUUCGUGUCUACUACUAUGCCUCCGGCGAAUGGAAACUAGGCUUCAGCUUUUGUAAGCUGGUCAGCAGCAUGCUUCACGUGCACAUGUACCUCAGCUUUAUCUUCUACGCCAUCAUCCUGUGCAACCGAUACUUGACUUACUUUGAAUGGAGACAUCGACUGGAAUUCUACCGAGUGUUGCAUGCUGUAAUAGCCAGUGUGACUGUCUGGGUCAUCAUUUUGGCUACUGUUAUCCCUUCUACCAUCAGUUAUGGAUCAGGAAUGAAUACCAUUGAUAAUCAGUGCUUUACCUUUGGAAAUGCUCUUCAAAAUACAGAUAUUAAAAAGCUGAACUACGUCAUCUGCACUGUGGUGCUGCUGAUGUGGGUGCUCUUAGCAUCAUGUCAGUGUUACAUAAUUUGGUGCGUGCGCCAAAAACAUGGAAAAGUCCUUUGGGUUCAUCAGGAGUUCUGGGCUCAGAUCAAGAGCCUGUGCUUUGUGUUGAUCAUGCUCAUUUGCUUUGUGCCAUACCAGGCCUUCAGGAUCUACUAUGUAUGCAUAUAUUGGCAAGGACUUGAAAAAGUCAAUGAGGUUUUUCUGGCAGUCACGGCUUUCAGCUGCUUUGACAUGCUUUUGUUUGCUGGCAGAGGAGUGUGCCGCCCUGCUUACAAAAUGUGUUGUGCUUCAUGAUGGGGGAAACCUAUUGACUGAAAGAAUGAUGCCUUUCCUCACUUCAGCUUGAGUAGAGUUUUGGCAUUAUCAGUUACACAAGUGCUUGAAGAUCACAACUUAUCUUUAGCUGCUUUUAUGAUUUAUAUAAUGAUUACAAAAUUUAAUAUAUUCUUGCGAGUUAAAGAUACACUAAUAUUCUGAAGUCAUAUGGAGUCAAAGGCUAGCCAUAUUUAAUGUGUGCAAAUAGAGACUACAUUGACAAAAAAAUAUGUGGACACCUGACCAUGACAGGCCUCUUUGCUGUUGCAAUAACCUCCUCUGUCAUUCUGUCUUUAGUGAGAUCAGGAGUUUUUUCCAUGCCACCGUCACCUCAGGCUUACUCAUUAGGUAUAAUAACUUAACUUUUAAUUUUUAUUCUAUGUUUCUAUACUACUGUGAAGCUGCAUUAAGACAAUGUCCAUUGUUAAAAGCGCUGUACAAAUAAAUUGAGCUCAGGGGUAUUGUCAUGGUGGGAUAGAUUUGGGUCUCUUAGUACCAGUGAAGGGGAACUUUAAUUCUAUACCAUACUGACAUUCUCUUGUGCUGUGCUUCAAAAAUUGUGCACAGUUUGGGGAAGCAUCACAUGUGGGUGGUGGUUAGGUGUCCACCUACUUUUGUAAAGUAAUCGCCUUUGGUUUAAUGUAAUUACCUUGUGCUGAGCUAUUACUGAAUCUAUUAGUCUUGGACCUUUGCAAAACUGGUGUUGGGACUUUAAUCAUCAACUGCUGUGCUUUAAUUUACUUCUUCAGUCUUUAAGAGGCAUCAUCUGUUGUCUGGACAGAAAAUGUUUGUUUAACAAAUAGAUCAGGUAUAUAUAUAUAUAUAUAUAUAUA